This is a messenger RNA of Trifolium pratense (red clover), 912 nucleotides long. Its product is annotated as glutathione S-transferase DHAR1, mitochondrial-like. The record is from RefSeq and is a predicted model, not a curated record. The coding region runs from base 101 to 739 and encodes 212 amino acids. NCBI's taxonomy places the organism in Eukaryota, Viridiplantae, Streptophyta, Magnoliopsida, Fabales, Fabaceae. Gene Ontology annotation, molecular function: glutathione dehydrogenase (ascorbate) activity. Gene Ontology annotation, biological process: cellular oxidant detoxification; protein glutathionylation; ascorbate glutathione cycle. The transcript has 6 exons.
ACAGUCCGGCAGAUCAUACCACAUUCAUUCAUUCGGUGAUUAUUCACGUUUCUCUCUUCUCUUCUGUUGGCAUUUCUUUCUUACAUUCAUUUCAUCGCAAAUGUCUCUCGAGAUUGCUGUCAAGGCUGCCGCUGGCGCUCCCAAUGUUCUCGGAGACUGUCCAUUUUCCCAAAGGGCACUCUUAACUUUGGAAGAGAAGAAGAUCCCACAUAAAAUCCACUUAAUUGAUAUCAGUAACAAACCCCAAUGGUUUUUGGAAGUGAAUCCAGAAGGAAAGGUUCCAGUGAUUAAGUCUGAUGAUAAAUGGGUUCCUGAUUCUGAUGUUAUUGUUGGGAUACUUGAAGAGAAACACCCUGAACCUCCUCUCGCUACUCCUACUGAAUUUGCCUCAGUGGGGUCAAAUAUCUUUGGGACUUUCGUGAGCUUUCUGAAGAGCAAGGAUUCAAAUGAUGGAACAGAACAAGCGUUGGUUGCUGAACUGAGUGCUUUGGAUGAACAUCUUAAGGCUCAUGGUCCAUUUGUUGCUGGCGAGAAGAUUUCUGCUGUUGAUUUGAGUUUGGCACCAAAACUGUACCAUCUAGUGGUAGCACUUGACCACUUCAAGAACUGGACUAUUCCUGAGAGUUUGACAAAUGUCCACAACUACAUCAAGUUGCUCUUCGCCCGUGAUUCAUUUGAGAAAACCAAGGCAGCAAAGGAAUAUGUCAUUGCUGGAUGGGCACCAAAGGUCAAUGCAUGAAGUAGCUCAAAAUUAUGAGUUUAAUGAACACCAGCCAUGCACUGUUAUCGAACAUUAUUAAGAAAUAAGAAUAGGAUUGUGUGUGACUUGUCAUUUGAAGGAUUGAAAUUUGAAUUCUGUUGAUCUCGUCUAUAAUAAAUAAGUAGUUUGUUCGUGUGUGUUUUGUUUAUCCA